AUGUAUGGGCUGCCGGGAAACGCUAAUAGCAGGAGGUUGAGCAGGAAUGCGACAGAGACGAGGGUGCAUAACGUCUGGAACCACCUCAUUGAGACUGCUUCCGCGUCUACGGGGAGCCUACUCGUUUGGGAUACUGGAGAAUACGAGAUGCUGCCAUAUCAUGAGAACAUCGAGCAGGUGACCGAUGACGAGCUGUCAGGCGACUCUGAUGGGGAUUGCAAACCUUCCUCGAACCUUUCGGACAGUGAAAAGCUUCACGCAGCUUUUCAAAACCGCAAGAUUCGGGUUCGCCUCCUUGGGACCCGUCUACCACCAAGCUACACCUUGUCCAUCCGUCUCCUGAGUUCGGAAAAUCGCCAUGAACAGCCUGCCAAACCAUCCAGGAAACGCCGUAGGAAAGUCUCCACGGAUAGGCCUUUAGCACAAGCAACUCCGCCUACCUCUGAUCUUGAUGACGAUGAGGAAGUGCCUGAUGCUCACCCUGAAUCAAUGGACGUAUCUUUGUUAGCUUCUGAGCGCGAGAUUGCGGAGCAGGAGGAUGAGGAAGUCCGCCUCACCAACACAUAUCCUGGCGCUACCAACAGCAUCGGCUCAAUUCAUCAACGAAGAUGGUACCUUUCAAUGGACCGGUACACUUCUGGCUUUUGUCCGGUGCGGAUAGGAAAUCGUAGUAAAGGCGGCAGGAGAAUGUGGAUGAGGAGAAGGGAGGGUGAGAGGCUGCUGGGCUUCGAGCCGUUCUUUGUCAUGGGCAGAGAACUGGAGAGAAGUGUGGUGACUGGCAGGACUGCCGAUGAGGUGAUGGCUGAUGAGGGAGUGCAGGGGUUUGUGGGGAGGAAAGGUUGGAGGCCCGUGACUGAGUGA
Letharia columbiana is the source of this 861-nucleotide messenger RNA. RefSeq lists its product as uncharacterized. Lineage: Eukaryota; Fungi; Ascomycota; Lecanoromycetes; Lecanorales; Parmeliaceae. The transcript is spliced from 3 exons. The record is from RefSeq and is a predicted model, not a curated record. Bases 1 to 861 code for a protein of 286 amino acids.